CAUAUGGAGCUUUUCACUUAAAUGAAGAGUUCACUUAUUUGAGAUUAUGGGUGGGAGAGAAUCACUAUAAUACUACAUAUUAUUUGAAAACAAUUCACACCCUCUGCUUUUUAAGUGCAGUACCUCUAUGGGAGGGAUUAACUGUCAGUGGAAUAAAUAUCACGCUGGGAGGGACAAGGGUAUUUUCAUAACGCAGCAAAAGGCAGAGUUGCAACUGACAAGAAAUGGCUGAACCCAAUAAUACUACAAAUAUAUACGCUUUGAUCUUUAGUGUGCUUCUGUGGUCAGCACUCAGCAUCGCUAUGAUUGUAAUCGGAUCCAUGUAUGUUGGAGAUUGUCCAAGAGAGCCAAAUAUCCCAAUUUACUUGAUAGUGGCUGGUGCCUCUCAUUUAGUGGCAUUUUGUCUCAAUCCUUUAAAGAAGACAGCAGAGAAAUUGGCUAUUGCCUUAGAGACCAUAUUGGCAUUGUUCACCACCUGCUGGUUUAUUGCUGGUAGCGUUUGGGUUUUCAGAAUCUACCCAGAAAAUCCAAGAGCUUGUAAUGAUGUGGUUUAUAAAUUUGCAUUUGGAAUCUUGAUCUUUGAGUAUAUCUUCUUAGCUCUGGCUGUUUUGUUUAUAUGCCUCUGUUCAUGCUGUGUUGGUCUGAAUGUUGCAAGGGGUAACAGUGAUACCAAACUUUCCAACCCAUAGCUCAUUGAUGCCAGUACACCGAAAUACUAUAUCUAGAAUCUAGAGCCAACGCCUGGAAAGUUUUGCCUGGUUGCUAUGGGGAUUGAAGAAAAAGCCCAACAUCUACAGGCUGGCAUUAAACUAAUAAUCCUGUGUUCUAGAUAUAGCAUUAUUUUUUUUAUAUAUAUUUUUGAUACCUAAUCAGGAAUGAAUCAGAGUUUUACAUAACUAUAUGAAGAUUGUUAUUUUCAGGGAUUAAAUGAUGCAUCUCAAAUGAUAGAGACUGUUGCAAUACUAGAGUGUACAUGAUUGUAUAUUUGGUGUGAUGGUGACCCCCUUAAAGGAACAGUUCAGUGUGAAAAUAAAAACUGUGUAAAUAGAUAG
Xenopus laevis (African clawed frog) is the source of this 1052-nucleotide messenger RNA. RefSeq names its product transmembrane protein 272-like. NCBI's taxonomy places the organism in Eukaryota, Metazoa, Chordata, Amphibia, Anura, Pipidae. Bases 225 to 689 code for a protein of 154 amino acids. The record is from RefSeq and is a predicted model, not a curated record. The transcript has 6 exons.